This is a messenger RNA of Epinephelus fuscoguttatus (brown-marbled grouper), 2061 nucleotides long. RefSeq names its product cholinergic receptor, nicotinic, gamma (gene chrng). Gene Ontology annotation, molecular function: transmembrane signaling receptor activity; acetylcholine-gated monoatomic cation-selective channel activity. The coding region runs from base 17 to 1693 and encodes 558 amino acids. The transcript is spliced from 12 exons. Gene Ontology annotation, biological process: nervous system process; regulation of membrane potential; monoatomic ion transmembrane transport. The record is from RefSeq and is a predicted model, not a curated record. Gene Ontology annotation, cellular component: synapse; neuron projection; postsynaptic membrane. Lineage: Eukaryota; Metazoa; Chordata; Actinopteri; Perciformes; Serranidae.
ACAAGCACACACACCGAUGGAUUCUGGAGCUCCGCUCUCGCUGUCACUCCUCAUGAGGGUGUUUAUGAUUUCUGCCACAGUGUCAGCACUCAACCUUGAGGGGGAACUGUUCAAGGAUUUGAUGAAAGGCUACAACAAGAACGUCCGGCCCACGGAGAAGAGUGGUGACAUCACUGAGGUUGGCAUCAAGAUGACGCUCACCAACCUCAUCUCUCUGAAUGAAAAAGAGGAGGCCCUGACAACAAGCGUCUGGAUAGAAAUGCAAUGGUGUGACUACAGGCUCAGAUGGGACCAACCGCCCAGGUCAGCCCUGUAUGGCAACAUCACCUCUGAGCUGCGGGUCCCCUCCAAGAGCAUCUGGCUGCCAGACGUCAUACUGGAGAACAAUGUGGAUGGACAAUUCGAAGUGGCACUUUACUGCAACGCACUGGUGUCUCCUAACGGCUGUGUGUACUGGCUGCCUCCUGCCAUCUACCGCAGUGCCUGUGCCAUCACUGUCAACUACUUUCCCUUUGACUGGCAGAACUGCACCAUGGUAUUCCGCUCUCAGACUUACAGUGCCAAUGAGAUCAAGCUGGUUCUCAAAGAGGAGGAAAACCACACACUGGAGUGGGUGGAUAUUGACCCGGAGGCUUUUACAGAAAAUGGAGAGUGGGUCAUCAAACACAGGCCGGCAAAGAAGGUGAUCAACACUCAGUACACUAAGGAUGAGCUGGAGUACCAGGAGUUGGUCUUCUUCCUCAUCAUCCAGAGAAAGCCUCUCUUCUACAUCAUCAACAUCAUCGCUCCCUGUGUGCUCUUCUCCUCCCUCGGCCUACUGGUCUACUACUUACCUGCCAAAGCUGGUGGUCAGAAGUGCACCAUGUCUAUUGCCACUCUUCUGGGCCAGACUGUCUUCCUCUUCCUUAUCGCUAAGAAGGUUCCAGAAACUUCGAAGGCAGUGCCUCUUAUUGGAAAGUAUUUGAUGUUUGUGAUGUCAGUGACCACCAUGGUGGUGAUGAACUGUGUGAUAGUCCUCAACAUUUCCCUGAGAACCCCAAACACUCACAUAAUGACAGACAGGGUCCGAAAGAUCCUACUAAACAUCCUGCCUCGGCUGCUGAGGAUGCAGAUGCGACCCUGGACGCCAAACAAUGACAACAACUCAUUAAAUGGAAGCGGUGAAACUCUGGCUCCAGACAGGAACGGUGUGUUCCUGGUCCCCUGCCGACGCCGCAGCUCCAUGACCCUCAUUACCAAGGCGGAGGAAUAUGCUAUGAAAACAGCUCGGUCUGAGCUCAUGUUUGCCAGACUCAAAGAGAGAAACGGGCUGAUGAAAACAGUAUUAGAGAACCUACAUGAAGGGCUGGAAGAUGGUACAGCUGAGAAUCUCAGUGUCAGCCUAGCAAAGGCGUCUCCAUUGCUGAGGCAGUGUGUGGCCUCCUGCAAACACAUAGCAGAGACUGCAAGGCAACAGAACAACUUCCAGAAUGAGAAUGAAGAGUGGUUCCUAGUUGCCCGGGUGAUCGACCGGGUCUGCUUUAUUGUCAUGGUGUCAGUGUUUUUUAUCGGUACGAUUGGGAUCUUCCUGAUGGGUCAUUUCAACCAGCCGCCCUCCUCGCCUUUCCUCGGGGAUCCCAAGAGAUAUCUCCCUCCAGUAGAUAACCUCACAGAUCAAACUGAGAGUGGGAUAGGAGCAAACUUCCUGGGGUGAACCAGGAGAAAAUCCAGAUUUUAUCCCUUUAAGUAAAGUGGAAAUCUGACAGCUUCAGUCAGUGAUCUUUCACUUAGGACAGAGAGGAUGGAGAAGAUGUGGACUCUGUGUACUGUCACAACUGCUAAGUCAAACAUGCUUGUUCAUGGUGAUAAAGGAUCCACUGCACAGUAGUGAGAAUGGCACGCUUUAUCCGCGGUGAUGCAUACUGGUACCAGCUGUGACUGAUUGUUGAGGUUGAGAAUAUUUUUUGCAUAAAAUGUUAUGUGAGAAAAAAAGAGCAUGUUCCUUUGCUCUUCCUGUUCAGGGUUUGAUGUAUGUUUUUACUUUUUUACCUGAUAAAAUUCAAGGUAAUCAAGACAGAAGCA